Molecule: messenger RNA, 1950 nt
Organism: Closterium sp. Yama58-4
Lineage: Eukaryota; Viridiplantae; Streptophyta; Zygnematophyceae; Desmidiales; Closteriaceae
Source: the annotation of a GenBank genome assembly
AUGGACGUGUGGGGCCCAGCCCGCGUCCAGGGACAGGGCCGCGAGCAAUACAUUCUGCUGGUUGUUGACAACAACACGCGUUACACCACGGUCGUCCCCUUGCACAGUACGGGGGAGGUCCCUGAUGUUUUGAUCCCUUGGAUCCGCGCUCGCCAUCUCCAGCUCCGUAAGCGGUUCCGCACGGACCAUCCUGUCAUGCGUUUGCACUCUAACAGAGGUGGUGUGUUCUCCUCCGACCUCUUGUGGGACUUCUGUCAUGGGAAGGGCAUCCUCCUGUCAUUCACGCUUCCGGCCUCCCCGCAGCAGAAUGGGGUAGCUGAGCGCCGCAUUGGCCUAGUCAUGGAGCCCCGUGUCUCCUUGCCGGAGACCUCGCCUACACUGCGUUGGACGGGGGAGGUUGGCGAUGCGUCGGUGUUCCGGGUCUGGGGUGCUCGUGCAUUUGUCCGCGAUACCUUUGUGGACAAGCUCUCCUCCCACGCCAUUCUCUGUGCCUUCCUUGGCUUUCCCCCUGACGCGCCUGGUUGGCAGUUUUACCACCCCACCUCGCGCCGUGUCUUGUCCUCUCAGGACGUCACGUUUGACGAGUCGGUUCCCUUUUACCAUCUCUUCCCCUACCGCACUGCCCCUCUCCCCCCCCUGCCACGCUUCCUCACUCCAGGUCCCCCUCCGGUAGACUCCCUUCCCCCUUUAGGGUCCUGCUCCUUCAGGGGACCGAGCCUGAGAGAGUGUGCGGAGCCUGGGGGUGCUGAGCCUGGGGGUACUGAGCCUGGGGGUGCGGAGCCUGGGGGUGUUGAGCCUGGGGGUGCUGAGCCUGCGGGUGCGGAGCCUGGAGGUGCUGAGUCCUGGGGUGCUGAGCCUAGGGGUACUGCUUCUACACUACGUGAGCCUCGCUCAUCACAGCAGCUGCGCGAGUGGUACACUCAGCACUGCCGCCUUCGGAGUGGCGCUGCUGGAGCUGGAGGCCCUGGAGCUGCUAGUCCUAGAGGUGCGAGAGGUACUACUAGAGGUGCUGGAGGUACUGGAGGAGCUAGAGUUGUUAAUCCUGGAGGUGCUCGUACUGGAGGUACUGGAGCUGCCGGAGCUGGUGGUGCUGCCAGUACUGGUGGUGCUGGCACUGCUAGUCCCGGAGGUGCUCGUACUGGAGGUACUAGAGGUGUAGCCUCUCUCCCCACAGCAGCUGCACGAGUGGUACACUCAGCGCUGCCGCCUUCGGAGUGGCGCUGCUGGAGCUGGAGGCACUGCGGCUGGAGACGCUGGAGCUGGAGGUACCAUGGAGCUAGAGCUGCUGGUCUCGAAGGUGCUAGUUUGGGAGGUACUGGAGCUGCCGGAGCUGGUGGUGCUGCUGGUGCUGGAGGUGCUGGUGGUGCUGGCACUGCUGGUCCCGGAGGUGCUCGUACUAGAGGUGCUGGAGCUGUCGGAGCUGGUGGCGCUGCGGGCUCUGGAGCUGGAAGCGCCGGCGCUGGAGGCGCUGGAGCUACUGGCGCUAGCACUGGAGCUACUGGAGCUGGAGGCGCUGGAGCUAGAGGCGCUGGAGCUGGAGGUUUUGGAGCUGCUGGAGGAGUUGGAGCUGCUGAUACUCAUACUAGAGGUGCUGGUGCUGGUGGUACUAGUGCUGCACAGCCGCGAUUGUUCUUCGCUUCGCAGUCACCGUCGUCUCUGCCACCGCCUGACUCGGUGCUUCGUCAGGUUCUUAGCCUCCCGUCUUCUACUGGCCUCCCGUUACAGCCAGGCUCCCCACUACCUGCUCCUUCUCCUUACACUGAGCAGGCAGACUCGAUUAGAGAGCGUCGUGAGCCUGCGUCUCGUCCUGCCUCGCCUGUUCGCGCUGGUCGCACUGGUAGCCGUGUUCCUCGUCCGCGUCCUCCUCCUGUCCCUGACAAUUUGUCCUUCCUCUGUUCCACAGCGUGUCCCCCUGCCGUCUCCUCCUGCGUCCUCUCUUCCGCACGUUAA